AUGGAUAUAUCACUGGAAAAAUUGGAGGCCCAAGCUGCGUCGGUGGCCUCGUCUCCUACAGCCGAAGGCAAUCGCGCCUCCGAAAGCAAUAUUCGUGAACUGCGCCAUGUAUCAGCGCCUCUUCCUUUAAGAGUCUGGCUGGCCGCAACUAUCGGAAGAGCUGAGCGGUUUUCCUAUUAUGGAACGCAGAGUUUCUUUCGUCAGUAUACGCCCUACAAGUAUCGGGUUAUCUAUGCCGUCGGCUCAGCCAUCCUGUUUGCGACCUCGUUUCCUUUCGAGAUGGCGGCCGGGGUCGCGACUCCUGGUUUCGCUGUGGGGACAAUGCUUAUUGCUAUUGGACUCGGGGGAGUCCAGUCCUCCAUUCAACCAUUUAUCGGUACGCGCAGCUAUACAAAUGAUGAUCUGCGUACUAACGAGGUAUCAGCGGAUCAGUACACUGAGUAUGAAAUGAAAAUUAGAGUCGACAAACAGGGGGAAAGGGUCGUGGAAGACCGUGAAGUCACAAUCCAAUAUAUCUACAAUCUAUACUACUGGUAG
Penicillium macrosclerotiorum is the source of this 537-nucleotide messenger RNA. RefSeq names its product putative PTR family peptide transporter. Bases 1 to 537 code for a protein of 178 amino acids. The record is from RefSeq and is a predicted model, not a curated record. Lineage: Eukaryota; Fungi; Ascomycota; Eurotiomycetes; Eurotiales; Aspergillaceae. The transcript is spliced from 2 exons.